AUGCGUUAUCGUUUCACUAUGACUUCCUCUCCUCUGCUUCAACUCGCAUCACAGCCCAGCCCGCUCCCGCUCGCGUACGACGUCCGUCCGACCUCCCUGCGAGGAGGAAACGACUUCUGGGCUUUUUUUCAGCAGCGGCAGGACAAGCUGGAAGAAACGACUCGCCAGAGUUUCUCCGACCAAUCAGAGGCAUCCACGUGUUCCGAGCUGCGCGAGAAUCCCGAGGGUCCGAAGGCGAUUGAGGACCCUAGGUUAGACGAGGACGGUCAAGUGGACGAUGUCAGAAACAGUGACGGAGGAGUAACGGUAGUUAAGACUUCUUCUAGUUCCUCCAAUUCAGUUAGUCUGCAGGGAUUUCUGCAGCAGCAAUUGUCGUUACCGAAGCGGAGACCGUUAGGCCCGCCAGUGCAGAGCUCGUAUCUGUCAAAGCGCGAAGAUGAUAAAGGCAGAAAGCCGUUGUUUUCCUUUGGGGUCAUCACCGAUGUUCAAUACGCCGAUAUCAACGACGGCCAAUCCUUCCUCGGCAUCCCGAGGUUUUACCGCCACAGCCUCGAAGUGGUAAAGAAGGCGGUGGAGGAUUGGAACCAAUCAACGCCGCCGAUGUCGUUUGCUGUUCAUUUUGGCGAUAUUGUGGAUGGCUUUUGCCCCAGGGACAGAUCCGAGGAAGCUGUUAACACAGUUCUGGAUGCAUUGGCUGGGUUCACAGCCGGGCCCACAUACCACAUGAUCGGCAACCACUGCUUGUACAAUCUGCCUCGCGUGACUCUCAAUAAGAUGCUCGCCAUCCCCACCGCCGCUGACAACUGCUCUUACUAUGACUUCUCGCCCUUCCCUAACUUUAGGUUCGUUGUGUUGGAUUCGUACGAUGUGAGUUUGCUGGGGUGGCCUGAGGACCAUCCACACGCUGUGAGGGCAAAGGAAGUGUUGGAAAGGGAGAACCCCAACGAGGAGAAGAACAGCCCUGAGGGGCUCGAAGGUCUCAACAGGCGGUUUGUGAAGUUCAACGGAGGGGUGGGGGAGGAGCAGCUCAGAUGGCUGGAAGGCGUGCUAUCAGAGUGCGACGCCCUGGGGGAAACGGUGGUGCUAUGCUGCCACCAGCCCAUUGAGCCCACGGCUCUGCCCACUGCCACCUGCCUUGUCUGGAACUAUGAUGAGGUCCUAGCGACCAUCCACAGGCACGAGUGUGUGGCAGCAGUGAUGGCCGGGCACGCGCACUUCGGAGCAUACGCCCUCGACACCAGAGGCAUCCACCACCGCAUUCUGGAAGGCGCUGUGGAGUGUUCCCCCGGCACGGUGGCCUUUGGCCAUGUGGAUGUGUAUCCGGACCGGCUCUGCAUCAUUGGCAAGGACCGCAUGCUUUGCACUGACAUGAAGUUCCCCUCUCGAGCCAGCCACUCCGCUCUGUAG
Closterium sp. Yama58-4 is the source of this 1407-nucleotide messenger RNA. NCBI's taxonomy places the organism in Eukaryota, Viridiplantae, Streptophyta, Zygnematophyceae, Desmidiales, Closteriaceae. The record is from the annotation of a GenBank genome assembly.